AUGGAACGUUUGAAGAAGCUAGAACAAGUACAGAGGACGAUACAUGUGCUUCAAUCAAUUGACAUUAUUGACCCUUCCAACAAAAACGCCGAUUCCGAUCGCUUCCUCGCAAAUUUCACCCUCCUUUUGGUACAACAUUGCGGUAAGCUUGACAUUACCACUAAGUGCCAACUGAUUGCUGAACAUAUUGCGAAGAUUUCAACGGCUUAUCUCACAGGAACAUUGCAAUGUGAUAGUGGGGAAGGUGAAAACCAGAUUGAAAGUGCUGUAUCACUGCAUUGUUACCAUAAAGUAGACCCUGAUCCAGUGCAAAGUAUCUCUGAUGGGGUGGCAAUGGUGGGGUUGGAUGCAAUGCUAAGAGCAAGUUCAACCCUAGAAGAUUUUUGCAGGUCAUAUUUUAUGUUCCACAAAUUGGACGCAUACCAGCCACAUUCAAUUUUCAGAUAUUUACCUAUCCUUUCAUUUACUGAAAGUUAUAUUUAUCAGUUGGAUGGUUUAAAUGAGAAGCUACUGCAGCUGCCUACUGGUGGAGCUACUCUUUUGGAUAGAGAUUAUGAUGUAGAUGAACGAAGCCUGAGUUCUACAUCUGCAAGAAUGUUAAGACAUGAUCCCUUCAGACCUCUUGUAAUCGUACUUGAGCAUCAAGGGCUUCUGACAGAAAGGGUUAAAGAAGAACUUACGAGUGGAGAGGAAUACUGGGCUCUAGAAAGAAAGCUAUGUUGUGCACUGAUGAGUGACAAUGAGAUAUCAAUUGAGGAUGCAAUAAGGGCUAUUCAUCUGAAAUCCUUUGACUAUCGAGUGCUUAACCUUCUAUUGUAUCACAUGAGAAGCGAAAAGGUAAAUGAAUUGCAUAUGGAAUUUCUAUCACGUUCAGAGUUGCUUGUGGAAGUAUCAGAUGACCUAUUUGAUUACGAAGAUGACGUUUUGAACAAUAAUUUCAACAUUCUGCGCAUGUUUGUCAGAUACUAUGGAGCUUCUGCAGCACCGGCCAUGCUGGCAAAAUUUAUAACUGAGGCAGAAGAAAAGUACGAUCAGUUAAUGAAAGAAUUAGGUCCAGAACUGUCCCUGAAGUAUCAGAAAAGAUGUGAAGAAGCUACCAAAGAAGGUGGAAAGACGAGUGGUUCUCCUCUUGGAACAUGGCAUUUACCGAUGGUGGUUGAAGAUGAGGUCAAAUAUCGGAAUGAAUGCUCGACUUCAAGGUCGUAA
Fraxinus pennsylvanica is the source of this 1206-nucleotide messenger RNA. NCBI's taxonomy places the organism in Eukaryota, Viridiplantae, Streptophyta, Magnoliopsida, Lamiales, Oleaceae. The record is from the annotation of a GenBank genome assembly.